CAGCCAGGGCUGUGGCUUCAGCCCCCACGUGCUGCUCCCUGCCAGGCUGAUGAGCUGGGCAAUGCUGAUGCCUGAAUUUUCAGCCCACGAGAGCAAUGCCUGUGCCUGGAGAACUUGCUGAAUGUGCAGGAUAAAAGAGAUGCCAAGUUCCUGUGCUCCUUCCUUCCGGCACAGGCAGGAGGGGCAGAGCCUGAGCUGCUCCUCUCCAGGCUCCUCUCCUGUUUGCUCAGCUCCAUGGAGAAGCUCCUGCACCUCACCUUGGUCUUCCUGGCAGCCCCCUGUUCCGCAGACAACAUCACCGUGGUGGCGGCCGCGGAGGGCGGCACGGUUUCCAUCAACUGCUCGUACGACGCGCGGCAGUGGUGGCGGGGCAAGCGCUGGUGCCGGCAGCGGGAGCAGGGCGGGUGCCGGGCGGUGCUGAGCGUCCCCCCCGCCUGGCUGCCCUUCCCGCGGAGCAGCAGCGGCAGCACCAGCCUCAGGGACGACCCCCGAGCCGGGCUGCUGACCGUGACCGUGCGCCAGCUGCGCCGGGAGGACGCGGGGCUGUACCGCUGCCAGAGCGACUUCCUGGGGGACACGCGGAGCCUCCGGGAGGUGCGGCUGGAGGUGCUGGCAGCUGACCUGGUGACCCACAAGCCAGAGGAGCCCAGAGCUGUGCAGAGCAUCUCCAGGUCCCCUCCUGAUGUGGAUUUCACUGUUUUCUACGUCCUCGCUGGAUUCCUGGUGGCCAAGUUCGCGGUGGCCGCGCUGGUUUGUGCUGUUGCCCACAGCAGGAGGAGCAGGGAGACAGAGCAGAAGCCAGGUCUGGGUGAGCAGCAGGUGCUCCCAUUCCCUGCUGGCCCUGGGCACGAUGGAAUCGGCCUCUCCUGGGAGAGCUCUGCGUGAGCCAAGCCAAAGGGAAUCCAUGGAAAAGGAAAAUCAGGCGUUGGCAGCUGCUGUAAGAAAAGGAUCGCUACUAAACACGGGUCUGGAGAGGGAACAUCCCCAUCUCCUUCAGGCAGUGAUUCCUGACAUCCUUCCCAGCACCAUUCCAGCACAGCCUCAGCUUCCAGUGCCUCAGGGCACAGCCAGGGACGUUCUGUCUUUCCAAGGUGAGGGAGAGCAGCUCCCAAGCGCUGCUUUGGACAUGGGGAUGCUUGAAGGAAACCCCUGCCAGGGGUAGGAAGUGCAGGAUACCCCAGGAGAGGGAUGUGGGUUCCUCCCAGCUCUGAGCCAGCUUCUCCUCUCUGAAGGCUCUUUGUGACACAGGAAUUCUCUGUUGUUCUCCCUCUUUCCUCUCCCAUGUGAUGGUUGUUCAUCCCUCCCCAGGGCGAGGCUGCCUCAGCUCUCCCAGCCUCCAAACUCACAUUUCUUUUUCCCUGCAAAACUAAAUAAAAUCCAGCUGAUUCUCUG
Molecule: messenger RNA, 1392 nt
Organism: Oenanthe melanoleuca
Lineage: Eukaryota; Metazoa; Chordata; Aves; Passeriformes; Muscicapidae
Product: CMRF35-like molecule 7
Exons: 4
Coding region: 235-885 (216 amino acids)
Cellular component (GO): cell surface
Molecular function (GO): signaling receptor activity
Source: RefSeq, a predicted model, not a curated record